AAUAGGAGCAGGCAAGUGUGGCCUGCAGCCAUUUGCCCAGCAAUACUGUGUGUAUGUUCUGUGGAAGCUGACAAUUUGCGCUCCCCCUUCCCCUCGCCACUUGCCGGUCCCGUUGUGAGGAGGCAGCAGCAGGCACCGGGGCUUGGAGCAGUUGUGCCGAUUGCAGAGAGGACAGCACAGGAAGGAGGAGCAGCAGCAACAUCAGCUUCAGCCCAUUAAACCGUGGAGACAGCAGAGAGGGUUUGUGCCAGCCUGGGCACUGCUUAAUCUCAUCCAGGGACGGAGGAUGCCAGGUAAAACCAACAGGAGCUCCAGUGGAAGGAGCGGCGAUCCCCAAGGGGAUGAAGCGCAGAGGAAAAAGAAGAAAAAGAAGACAUCGUGCUUCCUAAAUAUCAAGAUCUUCCUGGUGUCCGAGUGCGCACUGAUGUUAGCGCAGGGCACGGUGGGAGCCUACCUGGUCAGUAUGCUGACAACGCUGGAACGGAGAUUUAACCUACAGAGCGCAGAUGUUGGGGUCAUUGCCAGCAGCUUUGAGAUUGGAAAUUUAGCGCUCAUAUUGUUUGUUAGUUACUUUGGUGCCAGGGGACACAGACCACGGUUGAUAGGAUGCGGAGGUAUUGUUAUGGCCCUUGGAGCUCUUCUUUCAGCUCUUCCUGAAUUUCUGACUCAUCAAUACAAAUAUGAACCUGGUGAGAUCCGAUGGGGUGCAGAAGGAAGAGACAUUUGUAGCAUCAAUGAUACUUCGAGUGGUGAAAUUCCAGACCCGGAUAUUAUCUGCAGCAAUACAGCCACCACCAACAUGAUGUACUUGCUUUUGAUCGGUGCACAGGUCCUACUUGGGAUUGGAGCUACCCCUGUACAGCCCCUUGGAGUUUCUUAUAUUGAUGACCAUGUGAGAAGGAAAGAUUCUUCCCUUUACAUAGGAAUACUCUUCACCAUGUUGGUAUUUGGACCAGCCUGUGGUUUUAUCUUGGGCUCCUUCUGUACUAAGAUCUAUGUGGAUGCCUUUCUUACUGACACAAGUAAGCUGGACAUAACGCCUGAUGACCCACGCUGGAUUGGAGCCUGGUGGGCUGGUUUCCUUCUCUGUGGUGUCUUGCUCUUCUUUUCAUCGCUCCUGAUGUUUGGUUUCCCACAGUCCCUUUCCCCACGCAUUGACCGCUCAGAGGAGAGUGAGCAAACCAUGUUGCCUGACACAGAAUAUGAGAGACCCAAGCCUAGUAAUGGGGUUCUCAGACAUUCCUCAGAAACGGAGGACGGCACUUCUUGUUUCCAGCAACUUAGAGUGAUUCCCAAAGUGACCAAGCAUUUGCUUUCGAAUCCUGUGUUUACCUGCAUCGUUCUCGCAGCUUGCAUGGAAAUCGCAGUGGUUGCAGGCUUCGCAGCAUUCCUGGGGAAAUACCUAGAGCAGCAGUUUAACCUGACAACUUCUUCUGCCAAUCAGCUGUUAGGAAUGACAGCCAUACCCUGUGCCUGCUUAGGCAUUUUCCUUGGUGGGCUUCUUGUGAAAAAGCUAAGCUUGUCUGCUUUGGGGGCUAUCAGGAUGGCCAUGCUGGUAAACCUUGUGUCCACGGCAUGUUACGUGUCCUUUCUCUUCCUGGGAUGUGACACAGGCCCUGUGGCUGGAGUGACUGUUCCCUAUGGAAACAUCUCUGUCCCUGGUGCCUCUGUGGAGCGAUACGCUUCCUGCAACACUGACUGUGAGUGCCAGACUGACUCCUUCACUCCUGUGUGUGGUGCUGAUGGAAUCACAUAUCUGUCUGCUUGCUUUGCUGGCUGCACGAAAAUGAAUCUGGCUGGCUGCUCCUGUCUCUCUUCGGUCCCUGUGGAGAAUAACACGGUCGUUCCUGGAAAAUGUCCCAGCCCUGGUUGUCAAGAGGCCUUUCUCACAUUCCUGUGUGUCAUGUGCGUCUGCAGCAUGAUAGGAGCUAUGGCCCAGACGCCGUCAGUUAUCAUUCUCAUCAGGGCAGUAAGUCCUGAACUGAAGUCAUAUGCCCUGGGGGUUCUAUUCCUUCUUCUCCGUUUGAUAGGGUUUAUUCCUCCACCACUGAUCUUUGGAGCAGGAAUUGAUUCAACGUGCCUCUUCUGGAGCACAUUUUGUGGAACACAAGGAGCAUGUGCACUGUAUGACAAUGUGGCGUACCGAUACUUGUAUGUUAGCAUUGCAAUAACACUGAAAUCAUUAGCGUUCAUCUUGUAUACCACAACAUGGCAAUGCCUGAGGAAAAACUAUAAAAGAUACAUAAAAAACCACGAGGGUGGACUGAGUGCAAGUGAGUUCUUUGCCUCUACACUCACCCUGGACAACCUGGGGAAAGACUCUGUGUCCCAAAACAAAACUCAUAGGACAAAAUUCAUAUAUAAUCUUGAAGACCACGAAUGGUGUGAAAAUAUGGAGUCUGUUUUAUAGUAGUAGGUGACUGAACUAAUUCUAUAGUGUCAUUUGAGCUUUCUCCUUUUUUAAAGGAAAAAAAGACAUUAUAUGCUUCUAUCAGACUUAGCCUGGACAGCCCUUGAUGUUCAGAAUUAGCUACAAAAUGGCCUAGCAAACUAACAAAAAUGUAUUGUAACUAAGGCCUUUAACAUCUGAUCUUCCAACAGCAAUGGUAAUGCUAAUGGUAAUGCUCCAGACAACGAUGACUGUUUCAAAAGUAGAGCUCAAUAGGCUGAGAUGUUUGAAGAAAAGUGGAUAUAAAGCCAAACAAAGCUGGCGGGUUACCAGUAUAUAAAUUAGUAUCAUUAUGCAAUACUGCAUUCUGAUUGGUACAAGCGCUAACAAUUUUUUUCUGGAAAAUGGCACACUAAGAACGCAAGUCCAAUAUCAGCUCUCUCUUUGCUGUGAAUGACAACCCAGAAUCUAAUACACUGUACUCAACUUAGAGGCUUCCUAAACAUGAAACAACACAGUUAA
Xenopus tropicalis (tropical clawed frog) is the source of this 2911-nucleotide messenger RNA. It is a transcript of the gene slco3a1, whose product is annotated as solute carrier organic anion transporter family member 3A1. The transcript is spliced from 10 exons. Bases 287 to 2410 code for a protein of 707 amino acids. Gene Ontology annotation, cellular component: membrane; plasma membrane. The record is from RefSeq and is a predicted model, not a curated record. Gene Ontology annotation, molecular function: serine-type endopeptidase inhibitor activity. Gene Ontology annotation, biological process: transmembrane transport; prostaglandin transport. Lineage: Eukaryota; Metazoa; Chordata; Amphibia; Anura; Pipidae.